AUGGCAAAAAAGAAAAUGGUUGAGGCUUUAGAUUUACUUUUAAAAGAUUUAAUGGAGCACAAUAUACUAUUUGGUGGAAAAGAAGUUGUUUUCAGCAGUGAUUUUAGACAGACUCUUCCCGUUGUACGUAGUGGAAAAAAAGAAGAGUUUAUUCGUGAGAGUUUAUUAUGCUUUGAUAUUUGGAAUCAACUUGAAAAAUUGCAAUUGACAGAAAAUAUGCGUGCAAAAACAGAUCUUGCUUUCUGCGAAUACUUAAUGCGAAUUGGCAGCGAAAAGAAAAAUACUCAAGGAAAAAUUACCAUUCCUCAUUCUUUAAUUAUUCCAUUUACUUCCGAACAAGAAUCCCUGCAACUUCUAUUUAGAGUUACUUAUCCCAAUUUACAUGUACAUCAUUCGGAUGCUUCAUUUAUUACUUCUCGCGCUGUUUUAACUACAAAAAAUGACUUUGUUGAUGAAAUUAAUAAUAUGCUAAUAACACAAUACCCAACCCCUUCGAAAAUUUACUUGGCUAUUGAUGAAACAAUUGAUCCAAAAGAUCAAAGCGAAUAUGAAGAUUUCAUGCACAGUUUAAAUCCUGCAAGUUUCCCUCCGUACAAGUUGACGUUACAAAAAAACUGUCCGAUUAUGUUAUUAUGUAAUCUAAAUCCUUGUGACGGUCUAUGUAAUGGAACUAGAUUAAUAUGUAAUGAUUUCAAAAGUCAUAUAAUCAGUGCAACAAUAUCAAGUGGGGAUUUUAAAAACAAACAUGUAUUCAUUCCACGAAUCCCUCUCCUAACAUCGCAGGAUGAAAAAUUACCUCUUCAGUUUAAAAGAACACAAUUUCCAAUACGAUUAUGUUACGCCAUGACUAUAAAUAAAGCACAAGGUCAAAUGUUAGAUUUUGUUGGUAUUUACCUACGUGAGCCAACAUUUUCCCAUGGUCAAUUAUAUGUCGCUUUAUCACGAGCCAAAAGUUCUAACUGUGUAAAGGUAUUAAUUAGACCAUCUACAACUGAGGACAACGACGAUCACUCUACCUAUAAUAUAGUGUAUGAUGAAGUCAUUGAAAAGGCUUUUUCCGUGGAUUGA
This is a messenger RNA of Lycium ferocissimum, 1068 nucleotides long. RefSeq lists its product as uncharacterized. Bases 1 to 1068 code for a protein of 355 amino acids. The transcript has a single exon. Gene Ontology annotation, molecular function: DNA helicase activity. Gene Ontology annotation, biological process: telomere maintenance; DNA repair. The record is from RefSeq and is a predicted model, not a curated record. NCBI's taxonomy places the organism in Eukaryota, Viridiplantae, Streptophyta, Magnoliopsida, Solanales, Solanaceae.